Molecule: messenger RNA, 2724 nt
Organism: Piliocolobus tephrosceles (Ugandan red Colobus)
Lineage: Eukaryota; Metazoa; Chordata; Mammalia; Primates; Cercopithecidae
Gene: PDXDC1
Product: pyridoxal dependent decarboxylase domain containing 1
Exons: 24
Coding region: 219-2618 (799 amino acids)
Biological process (GO): carboxylic acid metabolic process
Cellular component (GO): intracellular membrane-bounded organelle
Molecular function (GO): pyridoxal phosphate binding; carbon-carbon lyase activity
Source: RefSeq, a predicted model, not a curated record
ACCCAGAGGGCUCCGCCCACCUCCACGGGGCCCCGCCCCGCCGCCCCUCAACCCGCAGGUUCGCCAGCCCGCGGCGCCGCCGGGCAGCUCCUCCUCCUCUCCGCCCCGCCGGCCACGGGCGCGGAGGACGUCAGCGCUGCCAGCGUGGAAACAGCGGCGGGGCGCGGGAGGAGGAAGUAGCGCCCGGUACCGCUGGGCCACCACCGGCCGCCUCAGCCAUGGACACGUCCCUGGAGAAGAUAGCAGACCCCACGUUAGCUGAAAUGGGAAAAAACUUGAAGGAGGCAAUGAAGAUGCUGGAGGACAGUCAGAGAAGAACAGAAGAGGAAAAUGGAAAGAAGCUCAUAUCCGGAGAUAUUCCAGGCCCACUCCAGGGCAGUGGACAAGAUAUGGUGAGCAUCCUCCAGUUAGUUCAGAAUCUGAUGCAUGGAGAUGAAGAUGAGGAGCCCCAGAGCCCCAGAAUCCAAAAUAUUGGAGAACAAGGUCAUAUGGCUUUGCUGGGACAUAGUCUGGGAGCUUAUAUUUCAACUCUGGACAAAGAGAAACUGAGAAAACUUACAACUAGGAUACUUUCAGAUACUACCUUGUGGCUAUGCAGAAUUUUCAGAUAUGAAAAUGGCUGUGCUUAUUUCCAUGAAGAGGAAAGAGAAGGACUUGCAAAGAUAUGUAGGCUUGCCAUUCAUUCUCGAUAUGAAGACUUCGUAGUGGAUGGCUUCAAUGUGUUAUAUAACAAGAAGCCUGUCAUAUAUCUUAGUGCUGCUGCUAGACCUGGCCUGGGCCAAUACCUUUGUAAUCAGCUCGGCUUGCCCUUUCCCUGCUUGUGCCGUGUACCCUGUAACACUAUGUUUGGAUCCCAGCAUCAGAUGGAUGUUGCCUUCCUGGAGAAAAUGAUUAAAGAUGACAUAGAGCGAGGAAGACUGCCCCUGUUGCUUGUCGCAAAUGCAGGAACUGCAGCAGUAGGACACACAGACAAGAUUGGGAGAUUGAAAGAACUCUGUGAGCAGUAUGGCAUAUGGCUUCAUGUGGAGGGUGUGAAUCUGGCAACUUUGGCUCUGGGUUAUGUCUCCUCAUCAGUGCUGGCUGCAACCAAAUGCGAUAGCAUGACGAUGACUCCUGGCCCGUGGCUGGGUUUGCCAGCUGUUCCUGCAGUGACACUGUAUAAACACGAUGACCCUGCCUUGACUUUAGUUGCUGGUCUUACAUCAAAUAAGCCCGCAGACAAACUCCGUGCCCUGCCUCUGUGGUUGUCUUUACAAUACUUGGGACUUGAUGGGAUUGUGGAGAGGAUCAAGCAUGCCUGUCAACUGAGUCAACGGUUGCAGGAAAAUUUGAAGAAAGUGAAUUACAUCAAAAUCUUGGUGGAAGAUGAGCUCAGCUCCCCAGUGUUGGUGUUCAGAUUUUUCCAGGAAUUACCAGACUCAGAUCCGGUGUUUAAAGCUGUCCCAUUGCCCACCGUGACACCUUCGGCAGUUGGCCGGGAGAGGCACUCGUGUGACGCGCUGAAUCGCUGGCUGGGAGAACAGCUGAAGCAGCUGGUGCCUGCGAGUGGCCUCACAGUCAUGGAUCUGGAAGCCGAGGGCACGUGUGUGCGGUUCAGCCCUUUGAUGACGGCAGCAGUUUUAGGAACUCGGGGAGAGGAUGUGGAUCAGCUCGUAGCCUGCAUAGAAAGCAAACUGCCAGUGCUGAGCUCUACGCUCCAGUUGCGUGAAGAGUUCAAGCAGGAAGUGGAAGCAACGGCAGGUCUCCUAUAUGUUGAUGACCCUAACUGGCCUGGAAUAGGGGUUGUCAGGUAUGAACAUGCUAAUGAUGAUAAGAGCAGUUUGAAAUCAGAUCCCGAAGGGGAAAAAAUCCACGCUGGACUCCUGAAAAAGUUAAAUGAACUGGAAUCUGACCUAACAUUUAAAAUAGGUCCUGAGUAUAAGAGCAUGAAGAGCUGCCUUUAUGUCGGCAUGGCGAGCGAGGACAUGGAUGUGGCUGAGCUCGUGGAGACCAUUGCGGCCACAGCCCGGGAGAUAGAGGAGAACUCCAGGCUUCUGGAAAACAUGACAGAGGUGGUUCGGAAAGGCAUUCAGGAAGCUCAGGUUGAGCUGCAGAAGGCAAAUGAAGAACGGCUUCUGGAAGAGGGGGUGUUGCGGCAGAUCCCUGUAGUGGGCUCCGUGCUGAAUUGGUUUUCUCCGGUCCAGGCUUUACAGAAGGGAAGAACUUUUAACUUGACAGCAGGCUCUCUGGAGUCCACGGAACCCAUAUACGUCUACAAAGCACAAGGUGCAGGAGUCACGCCGCCUCCCACGCCCUCGGGCAGCCGCACCAAGCAGAGGCUUCCAGGCCAGAAGCCUUUUAAGAGGUCCCUGCGAGGUUCAGAUGCUUUGAGUGAGACCAGCUCAGUCAGCCACAUUGAAGACUUAGAGAAGGUGGAGCGCCUGUCCGUUGGGCCGGAGCAGAUCACCCUGGAGGCCAGCAGCACUGAGGGACACCCAGGGGCUCCCAGCCCUCAGCACGCUGACCAGACCGAGGCCUUCCAGAAGGGGGCCCCGCACCCAGAAGAUGACCACCCACAGAUGGGGAAACCAGGGUCCAGAGAUUUAAGACUUACCCAGCCUGUAAACUCUCACCUCUAGUAUUUGCUUGUCAUCUUGCUGCAACCAGAAAUCCACAUGUGGAAAUGGCGUCCAGGAGUACGGUCCUAUACGAAGUUGUUCUGUCUCUGCGUCGUAAAUGCUAAUC